AGAAUAUUUCUGUCCUUGUCGCACCUGUGUCUGACCUUGUCUGACUUGUUACAGUUACAGGAAAUGUUCUCCAGUUUCAAGGUCAGCAGUUUUAAUACUCGAUUUGAAUCGCUCGAUGGCGCUUGAGCGCACCGUUCACGAAAAUGCGUGAGACUCCCAUAACCUCACCGCACUGCUUAUGGCAGAAGCAUGGCGAACGCGGUUAAUUGCUCUACGUUUUCGUCCGACGGUGAAUAUUUCGCUAAUUGCGGGGCCGAUGGGAAAUUGAAGAUUUGGGACACGUCCACCGGCCGUUUGAAACAGGAGUAUGUUUCUAAUUUUCAUCUGUCGUCCCCUUGUUGUGUUCUGACCUGGCUUUAUGUCAACUCUUCAUCAACAAAUACCACGCCUUCACCAUGGAAGAAACGCAGAAAGAAGUCAAUUUCAGAAGAAUCAGCUCCCAAAGGCAUCAUUGCUAUGGGAUCCACGAAUGGCAAGCUGACCCUUUAUGAUACAGCAACAUCCUCAGUCAGUACUCAAUUGGAUGACCACAGCAGUACAGUCACAGCCGUAACUUGGUCUGAAACUGUUGGUUUAUUCAGUGCAGCGGAUGAUCAUCACAUUAUUCAUUGGAAUCUUAAGGAGAAUGGAGUGAAAUGCAAAUGGAAAUCUGGAAAGGGGAAGACAACGUCUUUAGCAGUUUCAGAAGAUGGGAAAAGCUUGUUGUCUGGAGAAAGAGUUGUCAAAUGGUGGAACCUAUCUACCAAACAAUUAAUCAAAACGUUUACAGGUCAUGCUAAUCAAGUAACAUGUCUGUCUACUGUAAAAAUACCGUUUGGAAGUAACUAUGUAAUUAGUGGAGCAUGUGGCGAUGGUUGCCUUAGUGUUUGGACGUUAGAUGAGCAUAAAACUGAGAGAACAGCUGUGGCAAGCUUAGCUUUGCAAGAUGAUGCAGUAAGUGUUUCCGUGAACGUGUCAGAGGAGUCCCAAGUUGUUGUAUUGGUAGUAACUAGGUCAGGUCAAGCACACAUAUUUCAUUGUCAACAAAACGGUCGAACCAAACCUCUGAAACCUAGCUUGAGUAUUGCGGUAGCGUCUGAUAUAAGUCAGAAAGACGGCGUUCAACAAAUUCCUUUGUUACACGCGAAAUUAAUGGAAGACCAAAAAUUACUAUUAGCAUACGGUACAUAUCUUAAUCCUACGUUUGAAAGGGUAACUCCAGACUUUUCCGAGAAGGUGCAAUGUUUGGUGCGCUCAGAAAAUAGGAAAGCUAAGGACAAAAAGGAAGAAAUUUCCAAGGUGAAGUCUACUAUAAUUGAGGAUAACGUGGAAUACCUUACACCAGGUUUAAUAGAAACUGCACCAAAAAGGAAUAGAAGCAACUCUGGAUCGCAAUUAUUAUUGAAAGAUAGAUUAGAAAACCUGAGUCUAAAUGCAGAAUCCAGCCCUGCAGGGAAAAGUACUAGUUCAGGUACUAAUAGGACGCAACUUUUACUUCAAGGAUUGAAUAGUAAAGAUAAAACAAUUCUGAGCAGUGUAUUCGUCACGAGAAACGAAUCUAUCAUUAGGAAUACUAUAGCUAAAUUGCCAGUACAGGCGAUUGGACCACUAAUUAAAGAGCUGACCAUCUUGCUCCAGGGUAAAACUUUAACGAGUAAAAUGGCUGUGAGGUGGUUGGAAGCACUGUUAAUAACGCAUGCAGGCCAUUUACUAUCACAAGCAGAUCUCAUGCAAUUAUUUGGACCCAUUUUGAGUUUAAUCGACGCCAAGCUAGCUCUUCUAACAGAAAUUUCUAGACUCAGAGGUCGUGUGUCCCUCAUUACAGGCCAGAUCUCACAGACAGUUGAAGAACAACAUAAGGAAGUUACAGAAAAUUGUCUUGUCUAUCAAGAUUCAGAUUCUUCAGAAGAAGAUGACAGAAUCGAGGAUGAAGAGUUGGAAAGUGAGUCCGAUGAAAAUUGGGAGGAAAUGUCAAAUCAAGAAGACCAAGAGGAUGAACAAGAAGAACAAAAUGAUCAAGAUAUCAGGAGUACAAAUUCUGAUGAAAUAGACGAAAACGAUAAUCAAGACGAUGAUGGAUCUAUAUCCAGCUAAAAUGUUCACUUAGAAAGUAUUCACUGGAUAUAAGGAAUAUGAGAAAGAAAAGAAUAUGAAAUGUUAAAUAAAUGACGUUUUUCUACACCAA
Messenger RNA from Nomia melanderi (Alkali bee), 2164 nucleotides. RefSeq names its product WD repeat-containing protein 43. Gene Ontology annotation, cellular component: nucleolus. Gene Ontology annotation, molecular function: protein binding. The record is from RefSeq and is a predicted model, not a curated record. Lineage: Eukaryota; Metazoa; Arthropoda; Insecta; Hymenoptera; Halictidae. Gene Ontology annotation, biological process: maturation of SSU-rRNA from tricistronic rRNA transcript (SSU-rRNA, 5.8S rRNA, LSU-rRNA).